Molecule: messenger RNA, 321 nt
Organism: Podarcis lilfordi (Lilford's wall lizard)
Lineage: Eukaryota; Metazoa; Chordata; Lepidosauria; Squamata; Lacertidae
Source: the annotation of a GenBank genome assembly
AUGAGCCUCUACCACCUGCGCCUCUGCCGCUGGUGCUUCCACCGCUUGACCCUCUACCACCUCCGCCUCUGCCGCUGGUGCCUCUGCCGCCUGACCCUCUACCACCUACGCCUAUGCCACUGCCGCUGGUGCCUCCGCCGCCAGAACCUCUACCGCCGGGGCCUCUACCACUGCUGCUGUUGCCUCCGCCAUCUGAGCCUCUACCACCUGCGCCUCUGCCGCUGCCACUGGUGCCUUCCCCGCCUGAGCCUCUACCACCUCCGCCUCUGCCGCUGGUGCCUCUGCUGCCUGAAUCUCUACCACCUGCGCCUCUGCCGCUGA